UACAAACCGCCAUUAAUUCCACACAAGGAGAAGAAACCAAUCUUAGUAACGGUGUAUUUUUACGUCUGUAAUUUUUAUUAUACGGAAUAUUGGAGUAGUUCAAGGUGCCUCUCAUGAUGGCUCUUAAGUCAGGUGAAGAGCGCCUUAAGGAGAUGGAGGCGGAGAUGGCUCUGUUUGAGCAGGAGGUUUUGGGAGGACCAGUAGCUGUUACUGCAGGAAGUCCUGCAGUAGCUGUUUCUGUGCCUAUAGCUGUACCUAUGGUCCGGCCCAUCAUUGGCACAAACACCUACCAUCAGGUCCAACAGAGUUUGCAGGCAAGAGCCGCUACAUUAGUUGGACCCCCGCCUCUUUCAUUUGUUGGCCCAGCUGUUUCUGCAGUCCAGCCUCCACCAAUGAUGCGACCUGCGUUUGUUCCACAUAUCUUACAAAGACAAGGCCCACGAGUGUCAUUGAUGCGUGGUCCUCCACCACAGGGUAUGAUGGCACCUCCUUUGCCUCGCCCUCCUCCCCCUCCACCUAUGAUGAUGGCACCACCAAUGCCUGGCCCCCCGCAGCACCCGAUGGCUCCUGUUGGACCACCAAUCGGGCCCAUGAAUCCAAUUACACAGCAGGUUGAGGAUAUGAACCCAGUGGUAACACCCCCGCCUCGGCCAGUGAAUCAGCCUCCACAGAAAGUUACCCCCAGCGUAAUCCAGGCAGCUCCCACUGUUUAUGCAGCACCGCCUGCCCCUAUCAGACCAGACAUUAGAAUGCAGAGACAAGCACGCAUGGAGGAGUUGGCAGCAUUGGUGGCUGAACAGCAGGCAGCUGUAAAGGCGGCCGGAUUUUUGGAGGUUAAAAAGGACAGCACCACAGACGACAGCGUAAUUGGCCCGAGUAUGCCUGAGCCUGAGCCUGUGCACUCAGAGCCAGCAGAAGUUAACACAGAGGAUAAGAAGAAAGGGAAACAGGAGAAGGUUAAGAAGUGCAUCAGAACAGCUGCAGGCAUAUCGUGGGAAGACUGCAGCCUAGCAGAAUGGGAGUCAGACGAUUUUAGAAUAUUCUGUGGCGAUUUGGGUAAUGAGGUGAACGAUGACAUUCUGACAAGAGCAUUUGCUCGCUAUCCAUCCUUUCUGAAGGCCAAAGUGGUGCGAGAUAAGCGCACUGGAAAAACCAAGGGCUACGGCUUUGUCAGCUUCAAGGACCCCAAUGACUAUGUUCGUGCUAUGAGGGAGAUGAACGGUAAAUAUGUGGGCAGCAGACCCAUCAAACUGCGAAAGAGCACAUGGAAAGAUAGAAACAUGGAGGUCGUACGCAAGAAGCAGAAGGAGAAGAAGAAGCUUGGGCUUAGAUAAGCUUUGAGAGACUGACUCAAAAUGUGUUGUGUGUGGGAUGGAGCGUGAUUCGUCUCUAUCUUCUGCUACACACCCACACAACCUCAGAGAAACAAGGACUAUGGGGAAUUUAGGAUUUUUAUUAGUAUUCUGUACAUAGCCACAGUAACAGGUGGUAGUUAUGAACCUCUGACUUGAAGUGAAAAGUUUUGCCAGUCACUAAACUUCCAACGGCUGCAGUGCUGUGGGUUUUCACUUUAGCUGCAUUCACCAUUCAGCAGAAUGCACUGAUACUUCAUCGGUUUUAUUUUGUUUGUUGGUCUUGUUGGCCAACUAAACUGCAAAAAAGAUUUCCAAACACACUAUAUGGCCAAAAGUAUAAAGCCACUGCAUCUGAUAAAGUUUGACUUUUAUUUAAUGAUGUUGCUAACCAGUGUUUACAUUCAGUUAUAUAACAAAUGCCAUGCUUUAACUUUUAGUUUGGGGAAAGCCCUUUCUGUUCCAGCAUGACUGUAUUUCUGUACACAAAGCAAGAGCCAAAAAAUACAUGGUUUGACUGAAUUGGCACAAAUUCCCACAGACACACUACAAAUGCUAGUGGAACGCUUUCUUAGAAAAGUGAUGGCUAUUAAAGCUGUAAAGGAGGUGAGAUUACUGUAUGACAGCCCAUGGCUUUGAAAUGUGGUAUUCAACAGUCUCAUGGUAGUGUUGACAUACUUUUGGCCAUAUAAUGAAUAUGAAGAUGACAAGAUUUUGGUCUCCAUUGAUGCUCAGAGAACACACAUGGAAUAACUGUUUUAUUGUUGGAUUAACAAUAAUGCAACACUUUAAUAAACAUUUUUACAAGA
Molecule: messenger RNA, 2161 nt
Organism: Trichomycterus rosablanca
Lineage: Eukaryota; Metazoa; Chordata; Actinopteri; Siluriformes; Trichomycteridae
Gene: rbm42
Product: RNA binding motif protein 42
Exons: 11
Coding region: 114-1334 (406 amino acids)
Molecular function (GO): mRNA binding
Source: RefSeq, a predicted model, not a curated record